Serpula lacrymans var. lacrymans S7.9 is the source of this 498-nucleotide messenger RNA. RefSeq lists its product as uncharacterized. NCBI's taxonomy places the organism in Eukaryota, Fungi, Basidiomycota, Agaricomycetes, Boletales, Serpulaceae. The coding region runs from base 140 to 334 and encodes 64 amino acids. The record is from RefSeq and is a predicted model, not a curated record. The transcript has a single exon.
GAAAGUUGCAGCUAGAGAAGCAACCACAACCCAGGAGGAGACGAAGACGAAGGAUUUUCUCGAAGGUCAGGAGUAAGCACGGACUCUCUGACCAGUAAGCACGGUUCGGAAAAUGUAUUUGUAACUGAUAAAUCAAAACAUGUUUCCCAAAACCCACGUGCCGAGAAAUACGCUAAGCCACAUUCAGCAGAAUGGUUGGCUCGACGAAUUAAAGACCAGAAAGAAGAAAGAGCCAAAGCAUUGGUUCGGAACUGGGCCUCACCCCAGUGUUACCCACACAUCACGACGGAUACAAUCAAUCUACUCAAGCAACACGAUGAAGAGUAUAUCGUAGAGCAAUUGAAUGUGAUCAAAGACUUCGCAUCCCUCCCCCCAUCUCAUCAACGCAAACUCUCGCUACAAUGUCAAUUAUCCACUAUCGACGAUCACCAGACGCAUGUCAUUCCAGUUUUGAUAGAUUCAGGAUGCACAGAUUCUAUCAUUGACGAAGCCUUUGUU